UUCUCAUCCAUCUCCACCAUUUGUUGUUUGAUGUUUCCCACUCUUUGAGGAAGAAUGGUUGAUUUGGAGAGCGAAGUGCCCCCUCUGCCUCCCAGGUACAGGUUUCGGGAUUUGCUGCUAGGGGACCAAGGAUGGCAGAACGACGACAGGGUACAAGUUGAAUUCUAUAUGAAUGAAAACACAUUUAAGGAGAGAUUAAAGUUAUUUUUCAUUAAAAACCAGAGAUCAAGUCUAAGGAUACGCCUGUUCAAUUUUUCUCUCAAAUUAUUAAGCUGCUUAUUAUACAUCAUCCGAGUACUACUAGAAAACCCUUCACAAGGAAAUGAAUGGUCUCAUAUCUUUUGGGUGAACAGAAGUCUACCUUUAUGGGGCUUACAGGUCUCAGUGGCAUUGAUAAGUCUAUUUGAAACAAUACUACUUGGUUAUCUGAGUUAUAAGGGAAACAUAUGGGAACAGAUUUUACGAAUACCCUUCAUCUUGGAAAUAAUUAAUGCAGUUCCCUUCAUUAUCUCAAUAUUCUGGCCUUCCUUAAGGAAUCUAUUUGUUCCAGUAUUUCUAAACUGUUGGCUUGCCAAACAUGCCUUGGAAAAUAUGAUUAAUGACCUACACAGAGCUAUUCAGCGUACACAGUCUGCAAUGUUUAACCAAGUUUUGAUUUUGAUAUCUACAUUACUAUGCCUUAUCUUCACCUGCAUUUGUGGAAUUCAACAUUUGGAACGAAUAGGAAAGAAGCUGAAUCUCUUCGAUUCCCUUUAUUUCUGCAUUGUGACAUUUUCUACUGUGGGCUUUGGGGAUGUCACUCCUGAAACAUGGUCUUCCAAGCUUUUUGUUGUUGCUAUGAUCUGUGUUGCUCUUGUGGUUCUACCCAUACAGUUUGAACAGUUGGCCUAUUUGUGGAUGGAGAGACAAAAGUCAGGUGGAAAUUAUAGUCGACAUAGAGCACAGACUGAAAAGCAUGUUGUUCUGUGUGUCAGCUCACUGAAGAUUGAUUUACUUAUGGAUUUUUUAAAUGAAUUCUAUGCUCAUCCAAGGCUACAGGAUUAUUACGUGGUGAUUUUGUGUCCUACUGAAAUGGAUGUGCAAGUUCGAAGGGUUUUACAAAUCCCAAUGUGGUCUCAAAGAGUUAUCUACCUUCAGGGUUCUGCUCUUAAAGAUCAGGAUCUACUGAGAGCAAAGAUGGAUGAUGCUGAGGCCUGUUUUAUUCUGAGCAGCCGCUGUGAAGUAGAUAGGACAUCAUCUGAUCAUCAAACUAUUUUGAGAGCAUGGGCUGUAAAAGAUUUUGCUCCAAAUUGUCCUUUGUAUGUCCAGAUAUUAAAGCCAGAAAAUAAAUUCCACAUCAAAUUUGCAGAUCAUGUUGUUUGUGAAGAAGAAUUUAAAUACGCCAUGUUAGCUUUAAACUGUAUAUGCCCAGCAACAUCUACACUUAUUACACUACUGGUUCAUACCUCUAGAGGGCAAGAAGGCCAGCAAUCGCCAGAACAGUGGCAGAAGAUGUACGGUAGAUGCUCUGGGAAUGAAGUUUACCACAUUGUUUUGGAAGAAAGUACCUUUUUUGCUGAAUAUGAAGGAAAGAGUUUUACAUAUGCCUCUUUCCAUGCACACAAAAAGUUUGGUGUCUGCUUGAUUGGUGUUAGGAGGGAGGACAAUAAAAACAUUUUGUUGAAUCCAGGUCCUCGAUACAUUAUGAAUGCUACAGACAUAUGUUUUUAUAUUAAUAUUACCAAAGAAGAGAAUUCAGCAUUUAAGAACCAAGACCAGCAGAGAAAUAGCAAUGUACCAAGAUCAUUUUAUCAUGGACCUUCCAGGUUACCUGUACAUAGCAUAAUUGCCAGCAUGGGUACUGUGGCUAUAGAUUUGCAAGACACAAGCUGUAGAUCUGCCAGUGGUCCUACCCUGGCUCUUCCUGUAGAGGGAAGCAAAGAAUUAAGAAGACCUAGCAUUGCUCCUGUUCUAGAGGUUGCAGAUACAUCAUCAAUUCAAACAUGUGAUCUUCUAAGUGACCAGUCGGAAGAUGAAACUGCACCAGAUGAAGAAAUUUCUUCAAAUUUAGACUAUGCUAAAGGCUACCCACCUUACUCUCCAUAUAUAGGAAGUUCACCCACUUUUUGUCAUCUUCUUCAGGAAAAAGUGCCAUUUUGCUGCUUAAGGUUAGACAAGAGUUGCCAGCAUAACUACUAUGAGGACGCAAAAGCCUAUGGAUAAAAUAAACUAAUUAUAGUUGCAGCUGAAACAGCUGGAAAUGGAUUGUAUAAUUUUAUUGUUCCUCUCAGGGCAUAUUAUAGACCAAAGAAAGAACUUAAUCCCAUAGUACUGCUUUUGGAUAACCCCCUAGAUGAUUUGCUCAGGUGUGGAGUGACCUUUGCUGCCAACAUGGUGGUCGUGGACAAGGAGAGCACCAUGAGUGCUGAGGAGGACUACAUGGCAGAUGCCAAAACCAUUGUAAACGUGCAGACUCUUUUCAGGUUGUUUUCCAGUCUCAGUAUUAUCACAGAGCUUACUCACCCAGCAAACAUGAGAUUCAUGCAGUUCAGAGCCAAAGACUGUUAUUCUCUUGCUCUUUCAAAACUGGAAAAGAAAGAACGAGAGAGAGGUUCAAAUUUGGCCUUCAUGUUUCGACUGCCUUUUGCUGCUGGAAGAGUUUUUAGCAUCAGUAUGUUGGAUACCCUUCUAUAUCAGUCAUUUGUAAAGGAUUAUAUGAUUUCUAUCACCAGACUUCUGUUGGGACUGGACACUAUACCAGGAUCGGGGUUUCUUUGUUCUAUGAAAAUCACUGAGGAUGACUUAUGGAUCAGAACCUAUGCCAGACUUUAUCAGAAGCUGUGUUCUUCUACUGGGGAUGUUCCCAUUGGAAUCUAUAGAACUGAAUCUCAGAAACUGACUACAUCUGAGUCUCAGAUAUCUAUCAGUGUGGAAGAUUGGGAAGACACCAAAGACUCCAAAGAGCAAGGUCACCAUCGCAGCAACCACCGCAAUUCCACCUCCAGCGACCAGUCAGACCACCCCUUGCUGCGGAGAAAGAGCAUGCAGUGGGCCCGAAGACUGAGCAGAAAAGGUCCCAAGCACUCUGGUAAAACAGCUGAAAAAAUAACCCAGCAGCGACUGAACCUCUACAGGAGGUCAGAAAGACAAGAGCUGGCUGAACUUGUGAAAAAUAGAAUGAAACACUUGGGUCUUUCCACAGUGGGAUAUGAUGAAAUGAAUGAUCAUCAAAGUACCCUCUCCUAUAUCCUGAUUAACCCAUCUCCAGAUACCAGGCUUGAACUAAAUGAUGUUGUAUACUUAAUCCGACCAGAUCCACUGUCCUACCUUCCAAAUAGUGAACCCAGUCGGAAAAACAGCAUCUGCAAUGCCACUAAUCAAGACUCACGGGAAGAAACUCAACUUUGAUAGAAGGAAAAUAAGAGACUUCUUUUUCCUAUAAGGAUCUUGCUUGAAAAGCAAAAGUGUUGCAGAAAUUAAAAGAAACUAGACUGAAAUAUAUUCAGUUUUUUCCUACUAAAGCAAAAUCUAUUCUCUUAGAAGCAUAGAGCAUUUUGGAACUCAAUGUACUAUUUAUUGGUACUUCCCAUAUGAAUAUUUAAAAGACAACAAUGAUAUAAAUCUGAAAACAAAAAAAUAAUUAAAUUUAAUAUUCAACUCUUUGACAAUACCUUGAACUGUAUGAAGCCAGUUUAAUAAAAAAUUAAGGUUUUAUGAAGUAAAUGAAAAAUUCUAAUAUUUGGUACGUCCCAAAGGACACUGAAGAUUGUUACUCCUCUUAAAAAGUAAAUGUGUCAUAGUAUAUUCUUUAAACUUGCUGUUUUAUAAAACUGAGCUCAUCAUAAAUGUCUAGUCUUCUCUGCCUAGAGAUUAUCCAACAAACUUGCGUGGCUGAUUUUUGUGUAAGAAUCAUAGUUUGCUUUAGCAUACAAAUCUUGAAGUCAUUUUAACCCUUUCUGUCUGCCUUUUCAUAUGAUAUAUUAGUUUUAGAAUUUGAGAUGUUCACAGCAUGUUUAAUUACACAGAAUAAAUUAAAACAAAAAGAAAUAUGAAGUACCAAACAUUUUGGUGACCUUAUAUCCAGGACACAUCUUAAGCUAAGAAAAGUAUAUUACAAAGUGAAUAUCUGUUAUUCUCCUAAAAAAUGCCUAGCAUAGAGAAAACUCUUAAGAAUGCAUUUGUUGAAUUAAUUUUAUUCCAAAAAUUGAAACAGUAACUGGAUUUCUGAAAUAUGCAGAAAUGAGUUUCAUUAGACUCUUGAACUUCAACAUUUUUCAUAUAUCUAUGUAAUUUCAUCAGAAAAAUAACUUAAAAUUGAAGGAAAAUAUUUAUACUUUUCUAUGAAUUACAGAGACAUGUCAAAACUCAAACAUCCUCCAUAUGUCUUUGGCAUUGAAAAAGUAGCACUAAAAAUAGGCAGUUAAAUUUUUUUGUUUCAAUUUUGGAAAUCAUCUAUAUUAUUAUAUUUGAACUUAUUAAAGUAUAAGUAAUCCAGUCCUUUAAAUUUAACAUGAUUUUUUCAGAAUUUGACAGUUAUAAAUUUAAAUAUAAAUUGACCCUUGGAGACACUAAUGCUUUUGUCUGGAUUGUUUUUCUUCCCUACAUAAGUAGACCAAAAAGUACAAGAGAAAGCACAGAUAGUGUGUCUGGUAGUAGAAGGGUGUUAAGGUGUUACCAUAGGAUAGAUUUCACUAAAUUUUUAAAUAUAUUUUUCUUCUAAUUGCCUAUUUUUUUAAAUUUCUGAAUUUGACGCUGAAUUUCCGCUCAGGAAAUACUAGGACCUAAAGAAUAGAAAGGGACAUUCUGUCUUUUUAACAAAAUAACAAAGUAGACCAACUGAAAGGAAAAUAGAAAUUUAUUUUUAAAAAGAUAAAAACUAAUUUUCCCUAAUAAUUACACAGAAAAAAAUGAAAAACAUGCAAUAAGAAAUAAAAAAAUUAUUGUGAUUGCAUAAUUUGACUUGGAGAAUGAAAUGAGGGUUUUUUAAAAAAUUUGAAUAUAAUUUACAAUAUCCAUAUUUUAGAAUGGCAGGAACACCAACUAUUUCCCCUAAAACAGAGAGGGACUCUCUUUAGUCUUCUCUAAUCAGUCAGAAAAGUAGAAUUAUAACAAAUUACUUAAAAUUGGGAGCAUGCCUUAAAACUUAAUGAUUGUAUGCAUAUAUAUGUGUGUGUGUGUAUGUUAUAAAUGUGAAAUAUAUUUGACAAACACACCUAUCAUAUAAUUGUUAAAAUUGAUGGCAGAAUUGAACUAAAUGUAUGUAAUGGAAAAAAAUAAGGAAUAUACUGAACUUGUUUCAUAUUUGCACAUUGAUAGUCUAAUAUGAUGUUUAUUUGAGUUGACAUUUUUUUACUCCAUUAUGGUUAUUUUUAGGAAUAAAUGUAAGAUUUUACAAAUCUUCUAUUUCCCCACAAGAUCUGAAGUUUAGUAUUUUUGCAUUUUGACAGUUGUUAAGACUAGGAUUUUAAGCUAGGAUAUAAUUAUAUUUCCUAUAAGAUUAAACAUUUUGUUUCGUAAAUUUUAAAGUAAUUAUUUUUUAUUAUAAACAUUAUCCCAAAUUUAAUAUUUGACAGAGUUCAUAUCAGCUUGCUAUAAUAGUUUAUUAGUAUUUCUGGUUACUUAAAAAAUAAAACAUGCUUAUAAAAUAAUUUUAACAAACUGUUGCCUUUUUAAAACAAUUACACUAGCAAAUGAAAAUAAACAUAAAAUCAAUAAUGGUCCUUGUAGCCCUAUGGGAAUUGGUUCUGUUUAUUGUCUGUGUACGAUUUUGCUACCAGUUACAUUGAAUUGCUUUAAAAUAAAUAAUAAAAAUAUUUCUG
Molecule: messenger RNA, 5798 nt
Organism: Sciurus carolinensis (gray squirrel)
Lineage: Eukaryota; Metazoa; Chordata; Mammalia; Rodentia; Sciuridae
Product: potassium channel subfamily T member 2-like
Biological process (GO): potassium ion transport
Cellular component (GO): membrane
Molecular function (GO): intracellular sodium-activated potassium channel activity
Source: RefSeq, a predicted model, not a curated record